Zophobas morio is the source of this 2290-nucleotide messenger RNA. Its product is annotated as glucose dehydrogenase [FAD, quinone]-like. The transcript is spliced from 4 exons. Lineage: Eukaryota; Metazoa; Arthropoda; Insecta; Coleoptera; Tenebrionidae. The record is from RefSeq and is a predicted model, not a curated record. Gene Ontology annotation, molecular function: oxidoreductase activity, acting on CH-OH group of donors; flavin adenine dinucleotide binding. Bases 410 to 2221 code for a protein of 603 amino acids.
GGUUGCCUGUAUUUGGCGCAGCUAAUGGGUUGCGAUGGUGCGAACCAAAGUGCGAAACUAAAUAUUUUUUUUUUGUGGCACAAGGAAUGAUUUCCGCAACAUUGAAAGUGAGGAAGAGGAAUGUGACCAGGGGGUGUUGUAGAAGAGUUUUGUGCGAAAUUGCAUAAUGCGUUUCGUACAAUAUCACCAAAUGAAACACUUUUUUACAGUUAUUAACAUAAAAAAUCUUGUCAAUUUUUCUUCAUACAAUAAUGAUACUAAUAAUAAUAAGUGAUAAAAACUUGAAAAAACUUUGUUGACAACGAAAGACUUGACAACAUAGUCUAACCUCACUUUUCUGUUGACAUAACCUCACAUGACAUUGGGCCCUUUUCAUUUCAAAAUUACCGUAAAAAUAUAAACAAAAGCCAUGUGUUGUAACGCUCCAUCAUUUUUCAUAAUUCUUUACGUCACAGCAGUGUAUUUUUUCGGAAUUUAUCUUAAUUUUAUCUCAUUUCAAGAUUACUUCGAAUGCUAUGCUUGUAAAGAACUGAAUUUCAGACAGCAGGACUAUGAUUAUAUUGUAGUUGGUAGCGGCUCUGCAGGAAGUAUUGUGGCUCGGAGGUUGGCCGAAAACAAGAAUCUAAAAGUACUCCUUGUUGAAGCUGGAAGCAGCGGAGGCGGUAUCUUGCAAAUUCCAGCCGUUGGCGUGAUGCUACAAAAAUCUUCUUUUGAUUGGGGAUAUCGUACUGUGCCUCAAAAGCAGGCGUGUUUGGGCCUUGAUGACCAAGUGAGCAUUUGGCCGAUGGGAAAAAUUUUGGGAGGUACCGCUAUGUUGAACAAUAUGAUUUAUGUAAGGGGACACCCUGAUGAUUUUGCUAGAUGGUUCCGAGAUACCUGUAAUUAUGACUACUCCAUUGACAUACUUCCAUAUUUUGAAAAGUUAGAAAACAAUGGAACUAAUAAGCACAAGGGUUCAGUGCCUAUAAGUGAUCUUCCAUAUAAAUCUAAUGUUUCAGAUUAUUUCCUACAAGCUGGAAUUUGUCUAGGAUUUGGUAUUUCCGAUGGAGUCAAUGCAGAACCUGGUUUUUCAAGUCCGAAGAUUACAAUCCAAAAGGGUCAACGUUGGACACCAUACCAUCAAUUAGCUAAAAACAGAAAACGUAAUUUGGCCAUUGUUACAAAUGCAUUUGUGGAAAAAGUUCUUUUAAGAGACAAUUUCGAAGCAUAUGGAGUAAAAUAUACCCACAUGGAAGAACCAAUAUUUGCCAAAGCUAAAAAAGGAGUAAUUCUUUCUGCUGGAGUAAUUGGAACACCGAAAAUUCUGAUGUUAUCUGGAAUUGGACCUAAACAACAUUUGGAAAAAAUGAAAAUUAAACCUAAACUCGAUUUACCUGUGGGUGACAACUUACAAGAUCACGUAACGACUGGUCUUGAUUUGCUUACUUUCGACUAUUCCCCAAAUAUAGGAAUUCGUCAGAUGUUGUCACCAUGGUCCAUGCUGAAUUACUUUCUCAGAUCCAGAGGACCUUGGACCACAGUAGGCUGUGAAUCUAUCGGUUUUUUUAAUACUGCAAAGGAAAUUGUACCUGAGUUGCAGUUUAUGAUUUUUCCCCUAGGUGUUACUAUUGAUGAUGGUUAUUAUUUGAGUAGUCUGACAGGCAUAGGUGAAAGACUCUGGAAGAAAUACUUUGCCAAAAUAGACAAACCCUCCUUCACAAUUCUUCCCAUUGUGCUGCACCCUAAAAGUCGAGGAACCGUUCGUUUGAAAAAUAACAACCCCCGCACACCUCCACUAAUUAAUCCUAAUUAUUUAUCAGAUAGUUAUGACAUAGAUAUUCUCAUACAGGGUAUUGAAAUGAUUAAGGAGUUUAUCAACACUCCACCUAUGCAUCGUUUAGGAGUAAAACUCAACCCUAUUAAAUUUCCAGGCUGUGAAAAGUUUGAAUUUGAUACGAGACCUUAUUGGGAGUGUUAUGUUAGACAUUUUACGUUGACUGCGUAUCAUCCUAUAGGUACUUGUAAGAUGGGAGAAGUGGUAGAAACAGACUUUAAAGUAAAGGGGACUAGAAAACUUUAUGUUGUUGAUGGAUCAAUUUUACCAGAUUUGCCAAGUGGAAAUCCAAAUGGUGCCAUAAUGAUGAUGGCUGAAAGGGCCGCCGAGAUUAUUAAACAUCAUUGUUGGAAAACUCAGCGAAAGUGUUGUGCUGCGGAAGUGUUUCAAAAAGAGUGCCAAUGUUAAAUAGUUUUCUUUUUUUUUUUUUAGAAAAAUGUACUUUUUUUGUUAAAUCUAUAUACUUAUACCUACUGA